AUGGCGACAGCAACAGCAUCGGUUAAUAAUACAACAGGAACUUUUAUGUUUCAUCCUCGACCAACCGUUUUUGAACAUCCUAUAACAUAUGAUCUUCCUUCAUUAAAUAAUUCAACAUCAAUAAUAAAUAACAAAUCUGAUAUAAAUGAUUUUUCUCAAUAUUAUAUUACUCUUGAAUCUCGUACAACGAUUCAUAAAUCAGCUAAAGGACCAAUAUCUAUUGCUGAAUGUGAUGUACAAGGAAAAUAUAUUAUUAUUGAAAAUACAAGUCGUUCAAAAAGUAUGGUACUUACUGGUUGGAUUAUACGUCAAGAAAGUGAUAACGGAGAUAUUUUAACAUUUACACUUCCUGAUAAUUAUCUUUUAAGACCAAAUCAUUCAUUAAAAAUUCUUACUAAACCAAAUGAAUCAGAAAGAAAAAAUCAUGAUCUUAUUGCUUCGUCACUGUCUUCAUGGCAUACAGGUUUAAAUUUUGUUACAACAUUGAUCAAUGCCGAAGGCAAGGAUCGUGCUUCAUUAACCAAAAAGACAAUAUUCUCUUGA
Molecule: messenger RNA, 543 nt
Organism: Rotaria sordida
Lineage: Eukaryota; Metazoa; Rotifera; Eurotatoria; Philodinida; Philodinidae
Source: the annotation of a GenBank genome assembly